Prunus armeniaca (apricot) is the source of this 195-nucleotide messenger RNA. Lineage: Eukaryota; Viridiplantae; Streptophyta; Magnoliopsida; Rosales; Rosaceae. The record is from the annotation of a GenBank genome assembly.
AUGGACAUCAUUGAAGAGCCCGUUUCAGAUUUGCCUCAAGCAAUGGACACCUCAGAGUCGGGGGCUCACAGCCCAAGUGGUGGUGCUUCCAGUUUCUUGUUGAUAAUGCUCUGUGACACAUCAUGUCAUGGGUGCAUGAAUAGGGAUAGAAUUCAAGGCAUGGAAGGGAAGAAAUUUGAGGAAGGGGAGGGUUAA